Corylus avellana is the source of this 852-nucleotide messenger RNA. RefSeq names its product FCS-Like Zinc finger 5. The record is from RefSeq and is a predicted model, not a curated record. Lineage: Eukaryota; Viridiplantae; Streptophyta; Magnoliopsida; Fagales; Betulaceae.
AUUCUCACUCCCUCAGUCCUCUCACUCUCUCUCUCUCUCUCUCUCUCUCGCUCUCUGUGUUUUUGUCCAUAGUAGAGAAGAAGAUGUUGCUUGGGAAGCGUCCACGCCCUCCAAUCAAGAGAACAGCGAGCAUGUCUGGGAUCACCGUCGAUCCUACCGUCUUGGAACCUCAGGAACCGUCCGAUCAGUAUACAACAGCUGCGGGCCCAGCAGAAGCGCCCGUAGCUCACAACAUGAACUUCGUUCCCAAUGGAGGAUACGACCAACGUUUGUCGCCGAUGACGUCACCGAGAUCGAUCCAGAGGAGGAACUCCGGUGAUCAUUUCAUCGACACCGCUCACUUUCUUCACACGUGCGGCCUCUGUAAACGUCGCCUGGCACCUGGCCGUGACAUCUACAUGUAUAGGGGGGAUACGGCGUUUUGUAGUUUAGAGUGCAGGGAGCAACAGAUGAAGCAAGACGAGAGAAAAGAGAAGUGCACCGUGGCGUCAAAGAAAGACGGCCGCCACGGGUCACCUUCCACGGCGUCGGCCAAGGCGUCGAGCAAGAGCGAGACGGUGGCCGCCGCUUAAAAGGGAGAGGUAGUGGAGAGAUCGAUAACGGCGAGCUUGAAAGAUAUAUAUAUAUAUAUAUAUGUAUAGAGAGAGAGAGAGAGAGAGAGGGAGACAUCAAUGCAAUCCAUCUUCUCCUCCAUUUCCCCCCGUAAUUAUCUACGUGAAUACACGUUAAUAAUCCAACGGUUACUAAUGUAUAAAAUUGUACAAAAAGGCUUCAGUGCUGUUAUCGAUCUUUGUAUGGUGGCUAAUGUUAGCAGAUCCUGCUCCUUUCAAAUGGAAUUCUCACAUCCAUACA